Messenger RNA from Anguilla rostrata (American eel), 10889 nucleotides. RefSeq names its product SH3 domain and tetratricopeptide repeats 2 (gene sh3tc2). NCBI's taxonomy places the organism in Eukaryota, Metazoa, Chordata, Actinopteri, Anguilliformes, Anguillidae. The transcript has 19 exons. The coding region runs from base 3280 to 7881 and encodes 1533 amino acids. Gene Ontology annotation, biological process: regulation of ERBB signaling pathway; regulation of intracellular protein transport. Gene Ontology annotation, molecular function: protein binding. The record is from RefSeq and is a predicted model, not a curated record.
UUUUUUUAGAUCGUCUGACCUGGGCUCUGCUGGAAGCGCGGCCCGCUGCGGCUUUCUGCAGCUCCCCAUGGAAACAGCGCUUCUGCCGCGACGGAAACGGGACAAUGGAGGGAUGUGCGCGUCGCCCCGGCCGCCGCACUCACAGCUCGCGACCCGAGAGCGGCUCCUGGGCAAAACUGACAUGUUCAGCGAAAGGGAUGCAAACGUGAGCCACGGUCUGCGUCGGCUAAGGUGGCCACCUUACAGCGCGAGCGUAAGGUCAUCUGCGAAGUUAUAGUGCGCUCGACAGCAGGCAAAGCUACUUUACGAACCACGUGAUUACAGCAGAGAUCAUGGUUCUUCUGUCUUUCAACUAACUGCGCGCAUUCACCAUGCAUAUAACACCGAUCCUUUGUGUUUUGUUCGCGAGUACACCGGUCACGCGUUUGUUUGUGACCUGCUGUCAGUCUUUAAUCCACAAAGAGCAGGCCAAGAUAUUUAUGGCGAACGUUUUGUUCAGCUGUAAUUUACACUGAUCUCUGCCAAGCCCUUAUCACCUCAGGACCCGCGGCAGCUGGCGCAAUCAGGGUGAAGUUCAUCGGGGCACCGGGAAAAUUUGCAGAGUUUUAUGUUUUAGGAUGCUCUGAUCUGGCUUCCCGAUAAAGGAAGAAAAACGAAUCGUGGAGAACAAUUGUGCUGCGACCCACAAAAAAGGACGCGACUGAAAAACAGGAAGUUGGUCUUCCUGACGGCGCCAUCCAGGGGAACACGCUCAAAGUGCCUGGCUGUCAGAUUGAUCGUUAUCUCGCGACACGCCCAAACUCUUCUUGAGCAAAGCACUGUUUCUGGAGAUCUACCUGUCUGUAUGUUUUCAUUUUAGCCCUGAUUUGGCACAGCUGAUUCGACUAAUUAGCUGCUCAGUGAGAUCUCUGUCUGUUGAAUGAGAUGUGCUUUGUUAUGGUUGGACUGAAAACAUACAGGAUGACAGAUCUAAAGGAACAGGGCUGGACAGCCCUUGUCAGAGGUGGAAAGUCCAGGGGUCAGAAGGUAAAAGUCCUGUCUUGUCUUUCUUCUGCCCGUGAACUCAGCCAGCUGAUUUCGCUGAUUAGUUCUACUUCCUGGCAGAAGAACUGCGCUAGUCAGCAAAUCCAAGUGAUAGCAACACAAUCCCGUGGAGGACUUUUACUUUGUGAGCCUGGAUUUUCCUCCUCUGGCCCUGGUGUAUGGUGAAGAUGGGCCUACAGGCUCAUGGCGGUUCAUGCAGGUCGUGAUUGGGUAACGUUUCUCUGGCUUUGCAGACCCGAGGAAGUGACAUUUUCCUCUUUUUUUUUCCCCCCAGACGCCCCAUUGUGUCAACAACCGCGGGCGCUAACGUGCUAACAGUCGCCAGAGCCAGCGCCAUAAUACAAUGAACGGGAAGAAUAACAUUACGUCAUUAUUUUAUGAUCCAGCAGAGAAGGGGGGACUUCGAGCAUCAGGCGCUCGGUGCGUGCGCUGAGCUCACACCGCCGUCCAAUUGGGUUCUUACGCGUUCUCACAGCCCGCGAUCGCCGCCAACUCUCUCGCCAUCGUCCGGUUUCACAGCCGGGCCAUUUCGCUCUGCGCAGCCGCCGACGGACGGAUGACCCCGCCGACUCGAGCGUUGCUAUCUCACUCUGAAGGCCGGGAUGGGGUUGCUUAUAGAACAGCCCGAUUAGACACAUGGUCACAGACCUACGGUCACAUGGUCACAGACCUCGCUGAUAUCCACGCUCAGAGGCGAUGCUGUAACUGCAGGAUGUGCCGUACCGUCUGGAGUUGAUAUUUAACCGAGAGGGAAAAAAGGCAAGCUAGUGUAUGUCACAAGGAGGGACUUUGCAUUGUCUUGAGAGAGAGAGAGAGAGAGAGGGAGGGAGGAAGAGCGGGAGAGGAAGGACCUGAGGGGAAAACUACACUGGUUAUGAGAAACCGCAAAACAAAGUUCAGUGACCCAAACGCUACCUUUAAAUCAGAAGGAAUGAGCCUGAGGAAGAGGAGUCUCCUCUGGAUUCUGUGACAGGGGUGUGGAAUGCACUCAGGUUUGACUGGUGGGAAUUCUCUGAGUGUCUGGCAUGUGUUUGCUGCAUGCGCUCUGUGAAUGCUCCAGGACAGACGUGUAUUUGUGCAUGCGCUCUGUGAAUGCUCCAGGACAGGCGUGUGUUUGCUGCAUGCGCUCUGUGAAUGCCCAGGACAGGCAUGUGUUUGUGCAUGCGCACUGUGAAUGCUCCAGGACAGACGUGUGUUUGUGCAUGCGCACUGUGAAUGCUCCAGGACAGGCGUGUGUUUGCUGCAUGCGCUCUGUGAAUGCUCCAGGACAGGCGUGUGUGGAAUGCGACCGAGCGCUGUGUUGGACAUGCACGGCUCUAGCUCUGUGAAUGCUCCAGGACAGGCGUGUGUGGAAUGCGACCGAGCGCUGUGAAUGCUCCAGGACAGGCGUGUGUGGAAUGCGACCGAGCGCUGUGUUGGACAUGCACGGCUCCUGUGCUGGAGAUGUUCGUUACGUGGAUAAUGAUCCCAUUGUGCCGGUUCUGAGCCGGAACCUGUCCGUCCAGAUCCACCGCCUCUGCAACUGCACUCGCAUCUCAGGAAGUAACUGACAUGCUUCUCAUUCCGGUCGGUUUUAGGGAAGCAGGGAAGGUAAAAUGAAAGGCCCAUUCACUGCAGUGCGUAAUGUGGAGUUUACCUGUUCUUUGGUGAGCUAGGAAAUCAGUUAAAAUAAAUACUCUGUCUCUCACUGCAAUCAGGACUUAUCAGUCCUAUAAGCGUGCGGCUGAAAGAUCCUUUUUGCCGGGUGACCUCUGCUUGGCUGUGUACCUCUGUGGACGCCCAGCGGGGAACUGCUGACCUGAUUGGGCCAGAGGGGCCAUCCCUGGGAGAGAGAGGGGUGUGAGAGAGCGGUCUGGAGACAUUCCUGUGGAGUGGAGGAUGGGGGCGGAGCUUAAUCGUUUCCUCUGAGAGCUGUUUUUCGUGCCAGGACACGUAGAAACAGGGAGCGCUGAAACACACUCACACACACGCACACACACACACGCUCACACGCACACGCGCACACACGCACGCAGUCCGCUCCACAGACAGAGGAGAAUGACCCUGGCUCCACACCUCCCCGUGCGACUCACCUCCCUCUGCGAGCCAGCCGGGCUCUGACAGCCACAUGAGGAACACACCGACACUGCACAACCAGGAGGACAGAGGUUCGUCCUGUCCUGGUCUCUGUAGGUUUUGCCAUGAGGAGGGAGAUUAACUCGCGCAGGAAAGCCGCUGCUUGUGUCCCGGUGCAGUAUGGGUAACGUGUUGAGUAAUGAAGACGUUUCCCCUGCGGAGCUGGACGCCCUUUGGAGGGAGCCGCCAUACACAUCGGCUGGAGCCAAUGAGCUCUUUCCAGGAAAUGACAUCAUGACCACGGAUAAAGGUGAGGAUGACCAGGUGUCGGACCAGAGUUUGGCGGUGGAGCCGAAGCCAGGAAAUUACUGGAAGGAGAAGUCAGCCUUCAGCAGGGGCAGCACCGUGUCCCUGGCAGUGGGGGAGCGAUUCUCCUCAGAUGUGCUCCUGGUGUUUCGCGGGAGGCGGCGCUGCAGUGGUGAACCGGACAGUGACCUGCAGGAGGCGCUGCGGACACGACUCAGGGUGGUGGAGAGUAACAGCCAGGACGUCAUCCAGCUCUUUAAGGACCUCUCCGCUCGUCUCCUGUCUGUCCACGCUGAGAAGGACUGCUUCAUCAUCACCUUCAAGACCGUUGAGGAGAUAUGGAAGUUCUCCACCUACCUGUCUCUGGGUUACGUGGCUCGGUGCCUGGAGAACUUCCUGUGCGAUCAGACCUUCUGGCUGGACUCGGCUCGGCUGAGCGACGUGGAGAUUUGCGUGACGGUGGACGAGGAACACCUGGCCACCCUCUACCUGGGGCUCCUCCUGCAAGAAGGUUCCUUCUUUGCGAAAGCGCUGUACAACAGCCGGCACACCGAAGAAGAGGACCUGGUGUUCCGGAAGGACGACCUGGUCAUGGUCCGGGACACCGGACAGGAAACGGUGUGGGAGGGGACCUUACUGAAGAGUGGCCAGCAUGGCCUGGUGCCAGUCCUCUCCAUGCAGCCUCUACCUUACCCCUUCUACCAGUGGUUUUUUAGGAAGUACCCAGGAACUGCAUGUGGACCUCGUGUGACUAAAGCACAGUUUGAACAUCCUGUUGUGACGGGCACCUGCGUGGCUGUGGUAGACCACAAUCCCCUGGGGCUGGACGAGCUGCAGUUCAGCCGGGGGGAUCUGAUCGAGGUGGUGGGCUUCCUGCUCGCCAGCCUGGAGGUUUUCAUUGGACGGCACUUCUCCAGCGGCCAGAUGGGAUUCGUCCAGAAGGCCCACAUGAGGCCGGAGAAUGUCAGACCCCUCGACGGGCGGCUGGUGUUUCUGAGCGAGGAGGAGCGGGCAGCUCUCAGCCAGCUUAACCCCUGCAACGAGCAGUACCACAGUGGCCUCCUGAGCAAGCUCUCCACCACGGACAUCAGCACUGUGUACAGACUAGAUAGGCUGGAUGAGUCCGACUUCCCCUACAUCAAAAAUCAGCCGAAGCAAGAGCCGAAGCCCCCGGUCAGCGCCCGCCAGAGCGUGUUUAUGGAGAAGAGCGACUCGCCCCCGUUCCCCUCCUCGCCCCGCCUGUCCGUCUACGCCUCCCAGAGCCUACUGGACCAGGACGGGGAGCCCCUGUCCUUCAGCCUGGAGGACACCUUCAAGGAGAUGGACGAGUUCGAGGAGGACCCCGCGCUCUUCCUGGAGGAGGGCGCCUGGGAGGGGGAGGAGGGGGAGGCCUGCGACCCCACCCUCGCCCUGCUGAACGAGGACGGCUUUCGGGAGUCCUACCGGGAGCUGUACGACCUGUCCUACUCCUUCCUGGGCUCGGCCUUCGGGGGGGUCCCGGAGGAGGAGCUGCUCCAGCACCUGGAGGGCGUCCGCGAGGCCGCCAAAAACCGACGGAUGCCCUGGGCCCUGCGGCGGAGCUGCUUCCUGCUGGGCCGCCUGUGCGCCAGGAAGAGCAAGUACUCGCAGGCCCGCGUCUACCUGGAGGAGGCGCUGCGCGUGCCGCUGCCGGGCUUCCGCGACCUGCCGCUCCUCAUCGCGCUCUACACCGGCCUGACCGCCAUCUACCUGCAGCAGCGGCUGGAGGACAAGCUGGCGCUGACGCUGGAGCGGGCGUGCGCGCUGCUGCUGGGGCUGCCGGGCCACCGCUUCGGCUCCGCCCUCGAGCUGGAGCUGCUGAGGCUGGCGCUGCGGCGCGCGGUGGUGGAGAGCGACCGGCACCUGGAGGCGCGCAGCUGCUACCUGGCGCUCCGCCUCUUCCUGGAGCUGGGCAAGGUGGAGGACGCGCUGCCCUUCGUGGAGCGGCUGCAGUUCCUCUCCAUCAGCCUGGCGGAGGAGGAGGCCCGCCCCCUGGCCCCCGUCGACCUCAACUGGAUGCUGAGCCGGCUCUACCACAGGAAGUACCUGCCCCACAUGGCGCUGGCCUCCCUCAGCCUGGACUCCGCCCCCGACCGCUCGCUGCCGGACGCCUUCCAGAAGAUCGAGGUCUUCAUCAAGAACUCGGUGCGGCUGAACCCGCAGUGGCGGGAGGGCACCUCGCUGAUCCCCGCCCAGAUCGUGGUGUACCUCCAGCAGGCCCUGUCCAUCGCCAGUCGCCACGGGGACCUGCGGACGCAGCGGGACCUGUGCAUGAGCCUGGCCUGCAUUUACCAGCAGCACGGGGCCCUGGAGAUGGCCGUGCAGUGUGCCCAGCGGGCCGGGGGCCACAUCAGCGGGACUGGGGGCCACAUCAGCGACACUGGGGGCCACAUGAGCGACACUAGGGGCCACAUGAGUGAGACUGGGGGCCACAUCAGUGACACCGGGGACCACAUCAGUGACACAGGGGGCCACAUCAGCGACACAGGGGGCCACAUCAGUGACACCGGGGGCCACAUCAGCGACACCGGGGGCCACAUCAGUGAGGAGGAGGGGUUCGAGGCCUCCGUCCUGCUGGCCUGGCUCCUGGUGCAAACGGGGAAGGAGGAGCGAGCGGCCGCCACUCUCAAGCCCCUCCUCCAAUCCCUGAACGAGACGGACAGCCCCGCCCAGAGGGGCGUGGUCUACAACCUGCUGGCGCUGUGCCUGCGGAAGGAGGGGCGUGUCCCCGAGGCCGCCCGCCACUUCUACAGCGCGCUGCAGAUCUCGCGGGAGAACGGGAACAAGCGCAACGAGGCGCUGGCGCUGGCCAACCUGGGGUGCCUGGCGCUGUCGGUGUGCGCCCCCGCGCUCGCCGAGCGCUUCCUGCUCCGCGCCCUGCCGCUCUUCCAGGAGCUGGCCGACCGGCCCACCGACGCCGAGCACGCCCAGGCCCUCCUCUGGCUGGGGCGGAGCUACCGGGACAGGGGCCGGACCCAGGACGUGCGCCUGUCCUACGAGACCGCGCUGCUGAUCGCCAUCGGUGCCAAAAACCUCCACAGUCAGAUGGUUGUGGCCAAAGCAUUGAGCCAUUUGUACUGCGACUUGCUCCUGCACGGACAGUGCAUCAUCUACUACGAACACUGUGUGGCGCUGUCACGGGAACUGAAAGACAAGAGGCUGGAGGGAGAAUAUCUGGAGAUCCUCAGCAAUCUCUACCUGUCCUUAAACACAGAGAAGUCCUCCAGGAAGUCGCUGGACUACACCAAGCAGAGUCUGCGGAUUUCCAUCGACCUGGGGAAGAGGGAGGAGGAGUCAGAGACCUGGCUCCAGGUGGGAAGGAUUUACUACCUGAUCAGAGAGGACGAGCUCGCCGACAUGUACCUACAGGCGGCAGUAAAAACUGCCCUGAGAGUUAAUGAUCCCUACUUCGCCACGAGUAUUUAUGAGGAGGCCGGGGACGUGUUCUUCCAAGGACACAGAAAUCGUCUUUCCGCGCUCCCAUUCUACAGGGACGGCAGCCUGCCUUUUGCCAGGAGCGUGAAGGACGUCCAGUCGGAGUUCCGGCUCCUGAGCAAACUCACAGAGCUGCUGACGAGCCAGGAGCAGUAUGAGGCCGCUCUGCAGUACGCGGUUCUCGCGGUGCAGGUCAGCACCACAACAGGGGAUCGUCUGAAGGAAAGAACUGCCUUCCACCGGCUGGCCACGGUUUACUACUCCCUCCAGCAGUUUGAGCUGGCAGAGAACUACUACCUGAAGUCCUUAUCGCUGAGCCCCGCCCUCCUGGAGCUCCCCAGUGAGGCCCAGUACUAUGUGAAAGUGUACUGCAGGCUGGGAGACCUGACCCUACACAAGCUAAAGGAUGCCUUUGAUGCUGUGGGGUACCUCCACCUGGCUCUGGCGGCGGCGCUGGUGGACCAGGAGAACCCGCGGGCGCUCUGCCGGGUGUACAGGAAGCUGGCGGAGAUCCACGCCACCCACAUGCCCGACGCCGAGCUGAGCCGAAGCUACGCGGACAGCGCCCGGGCGCUGAGGGACAACUCAUCGGGAGACGCGGGCGAGAGCGCGCCCCCACCGGGGACCCAAGCGGAUGGGCCCCCACCGGGGACCCAAGCGGAUGGGCCCCCACCAGGGACCCAAACGGACGGGCCGCCACCAGGGACCCAAACGGACGGGCCCCCACCGGGGACCCAAAUGGACGGGCCGCCACCAGGGACCCAAACGGACGGGCCGCCACCAGGGACCCAAACGGACGGGCCCCCACCAGGGACCCAACCGGACGGGCCCCCACCAGGGACCCAAACGGACGGGCCCCCACCAGGGACCCAACCGGACGGGCCGCCGCUGGCCGUGCGGCCCACAUGCGCCGUCGAAGAGCAGGGGGACGGGACGGGGGCACAGAACUCUGAUCUCCCUCAGCCUGAGCCCAAAAGUGCCCUUUCCGCGUCUGAAGACACUUUACAAGAGUCAAAUAUCUAAUAUAAAUGGAGUUUAUUUACACGCGUAUCACAGGAAUGUUGUAUUGAGAUUACUCUGAUUAGAGAUAAUCUUGAUACUGGGCUCCAUUUUCUCAAUGGCUGUUUGGAGAGAGGGGGAGAAACUAAAAGAAUGAUUGUAUGCAAGGGGUAAGUAAACCAGAGCUGAUAGCUCAUUGUCAAUCAAUAUCAAGUUAAAUGAGUCUCACUUCAAUUAAUUUUUGUUAGUUUCAGAUAACACUCACUUGUAUGUCCCUUAUAUAAAUAUGUAAAUAUGAUAUUUUCUCCACCAUGCAAACAGUUCCAACUUCAGUAUUCACUCCAGUUUGUUUUCGCUGUCCUUUUUUAAGUUAUUUGUAAAUGUUUGGAAAAAUGUUUUUAAUUAUGAUUUAGUCUUUUUGUACUUGUUUGCACUGAGUGGAGGAUGGGUUCUGCACUUUCCUGGAAUACGCUGUAGCAGUGAGCCUCCUAUUGGCCCAGCUCCAAGUCUCACUUCAUUGGCUAAUGGCAGGCUGGUUUAUCAUUGGCUACUCUCUGUCUGUAAUGGCAGGCUGGUUUAUCAUUGGCUACUCUCUGUCUGUAAUGGAAGGCUGAUUUAUCAUUGGCUACUCUCUGUCUGUAAUGGAAGGCUGGUUUAUCAUUGGCUACUCUCUGUCUGUAAUGGAAGGCUGGUUUAUCAUUGGGUGCUUUCUGUCUGUAAUGGAAGGCUGAUUUAUCAUUGGGUGCUUUCUGUCUGUAAUGGAAGGCUGGUUUAUCAUUGGGUGCUUUCUGUCUGUAAUGGAAGACUGAUUUAUCAUUGGGUGCUUUCUGUCUGUAAUGGAAGGCUGUUUUGUCAUUGGCUACUCUCUGUCUGUAAUGGAAGGCUGUUUUGUCAUUGGCUACUCUCUGUCUGUAAUGGAAGGCUGUUUUGUCAUUGGCUACUCUCUGUCUGUAAUGGAAGGCUGGUUUAUCAUUGGGUGCUUUCUGUCUGUAAUGGAAGGCUGGUUUAUCAUUGGGUGCUUUCUGUCUGUAAUGGAAGGCUGUUUUAUCAUUGGGUGCUUUCUGUCUGUAAUGGAAGGCUGGUUUAUCAUUGGGUGCUUUCUGUCUGUAAUGGAAGGCUGGUUUAUCAUUGGGUGCUUUCUGUCUGUAAUGGAAGGCUGUUUUAUCAUUGGGUGCUUUCUGUCUGUAAUGGAAGGCUGGUUUAUCAUUGGGUGCUUUCUGUCUGUAAUGGAAGGCUGGUUUAUCAUUGGGUGCUUUCUGUCUGUAAUGGAAGGCUGGUUUAUCAUUGGGUGCUUUCUGUCUGUAAUGGAAGGCUGGUUUAUCAUUGGGUGCUUUCUGUCUGUAAUGGAAGGCUGUUUUGUCAUUGGCUACUCUCUGUCUGUAAUGGAAGGCUGGUUUAUCAUUGGGUGCUUUCUGUCUGUAAUGGAAGGCUGUUUUAUCAUUGGGUGCUUUCUGUCUGUAAUGGAAGGCUGUUUUGUCAUUGGGUGCUUUCUGUCUGUAAUGGAAGGCUGAUUUAUCAUUGGGUGCUUUCUGUCUGUAAUGGAAGGCUGGUUUAUCAUUGGGUGCUUUCUGUCUGUAAUGGAAGGCUGAUUUAUCAUUGGGUGCUUUCUGUCUGUAAUGGAAGGCUGUUUUGUCAUUGGCUACUCUCUGUCUGUAAUGGAAGGCUGGUUUGUCAUUGGCUACUCUCUGUCUGUAAUGGAAGGCUGGUUUGUCAUUGGCUACUCUCUGUCUGUAAUGAAAGGCUGGUUUGUCAUUGGCUACUCUGUCUGUAAUGGAAGGCUGUUUUGUCAUUGGCUACUCUGUCUGUAAUGGAAGGCUGUUUUGUCAUUGGCUACUCUCUGUCUGUAAUGGAAGGCUGUUUUGUCAUUGGCUACUCUCUGUCUGUAAUGGAAGGCUGUUUUGUCAUUGGCUACUCUCUGUCUGUAAUGGAAGGCUGUUUUGUCAUUGGCUACUCUCUGUCUGUAAUGGAAGGCUGUUUUGUCAUUGGCUACUCUCUGUCUGUAAUGGAAGGCUGUUUUGUCAUUGGCUACUCUCUGUCUGUAAUGGAAGGCUGUUUUGUCAUUGGCUACUCUCUGUCUGUAAUGGAAGGCUGUUUUGUCAUUGGCUACUCUCUGUCUGUAAUGGAAGGCUGAUUUGUCAUUGGCUACUCUGUCUGUAAUGGAAGGCUGUUUUGUCAUUGGCUACUCUUUUUGUUUGUAACGGCAUCUCGGUAUCAUAUCGCACAUAAUUAAGAAUAACAGAAAGAUGGAACAGGAACUACCUUAAAUAAUGUGUAACAAAAUAUCAGUCCGUUUUUUUGUUCAAGUAGAAACUAUUUCAAGUAAAUCACGCAGAGGGUGAUCCUUUAACACUAACCUGGGCAACAAGAUCCCCGUCUGUUUCUGGUUUUCAUGCCAAAUUCUGGCCUCAGUUAGCCCUAACAUUUACGUCAUCUGACAUUUUAGCUACAUUUCUUGAUAAGCGCAUGAUCGCUAAAGACUGUUCUGUGUGCGGCGUUUUACUGUGAUCUGUGAGUGAACCAGGGUUGGUGUACAGCCAGUUAGCUCAUUCAGCCAGGGUAAUUGGUGGAAACAAAAACACACACUGGCCCUCCAGGACCGGAAUUGACCCCCACCCCCCCCUCCCCCCACUAUAACAGUUGAAAUUAAAAUGGAGGCAGUCUCUAACGAGUGAGCCACAACUGCGAAUGAGAAACGUGAUUUAGGACCGUUAUCAAAGCCUCACCUAAUUUGCACUGUGGAAUGUUUACCUGUCACUAGACCCUAAAAAUGUCUGCUUCAGUGAUCGAUCAAAAGGCCUGCUGCUCCCAACAGAAGAUCUGCAAAAAUAAGUGUGUUUACGAUGGCUUUUAACUGGAGAACUGCCCAUGAUGUGAAUAAUAUAUACAAAUUAUUUGUAUAAUUGUUUUUUUUUUUCAUACAAAAAUGAAAGUGACUGUUAAAUUAUAUUUAAAAAAGGCUGCCAGGUGUGUGUACAUUUGUUGUAAUUUUGUAUCUUAAUUCCACUGUAGAAAUAAAGUGCAAUUACAUGACA